Jaminaea rosea is the source of this 1648-nucleotide messenger RNA. RefSeq names its product copper-fist-domain-containing protein. The record is from RefSeq and is a predicted model, not a curated record. NCBI's taxonomy places the organism in Eukaryota, Fungi, Basidiomycota, Exobasidiomycetes, Microstromatales. Gene Ontology annotation, biological process: intracellular copper ion homeostasis; positive regulation of transcription by RNA polymerase II; intracellular iron ion homeostasis. Gene Ontology annotation, molecular function: RNA polymerase II cis-regulatory region sequence-specific DNA binding; copper ion binding; DNA-binding transcription factor activity, RNA polymerase II-specific. The transcript has a single exon. Bases 111 to 1286 code for a protein of 391 amino acids. Gene Ontology annotation, cellular component: nucleus.
GACUGCUCGACGCUAGUGGACUGUAACUCUCGCUCAAAGUCGCGCUCGCAUGUUGCUGUCUUUGCCUCGUCAUCAUCGCCAUUGAUCAUCCCCUUCAUUCGCCGCCCGCCAUGCCAGUCGUCAAUGGCGUCAAGAUGGCCUGCGAGAACUGCAUCCGCGGUCAUCGCAGUGCCGUAUGCCCACACACGUACCGACAACUCUUCGAGGUCCGCUCAAGGGGUCGACCUAAAGGCUGUACCAUCGACAAGUCGACUGGCAAGUGGACAAAGCCAACAGCAAAGCAGCCUCGCAAGUCGAGAUGCUGCGGCGAGGACAAAUGCAAAUGCCUCGUGGUCGACGACGACGUCAUCGAAAAGAGGGACUGUGAUGCCUGCGGACCUGGCCUGGCCCAGAGACCCUUGACCACGCCCGUAGACCUCGCAGCAGACGUGGCAGCCGCAGCUGCUGAGGCUCCCUCCCCAGCUCACUCCUUCUACGUAGAGUUUGACUGCACUUGUCAAGGCGCAUGCUCGUGCUUGGGAUGCAAUAAGCACGGCAAAAGUCAAGAGCCAGAGGCGCCUGCCAGCUGCUGCUCCUCGCGGUCAAAGGCAAAGUCGAAGACGCCACCCCAGCAGCCAGCGCGACCUGCAACAGAAGAGUGCUGUACCAGCUGUCUGCCUUGCGUCAUUGCGCCAUUCGACAGACCAGGCGCGAUUCCUGCCGCAUCCUCGUCGUCUGAGCCUGCACCUACGCCACCAAUGGACCUCGCCACCUUCCACCGCACCCACAUCGACGAUCCUGAGCGACGCUCCUGGUUUCGAGCUCAGAUGGAGCAAGAGGAAAGCAGUGGAAGCGGUAGCAGCAAUGUCAGCGACAGUCUUCGAUCCACCUCCGAUGGCACUCUUGACCCUGUCAGACGACCGCGUCCACCAGCGAACGCCGAGGUCCCGUGGGGCGAACGGCUUCCAGGUGAGCUGGACCAUCAGUGGCAAAAACGCAUGGGCUUCAACUACCUCACUCCGGAUAGUGUGCGCAUCUUUGACACUGCGCGCGAGUUUAGAGAAGAGAGGCAGCGGGAACGCGAGCAGGAGGAACAAGUCGAAGAGGAGGAGAAGAUCGAACGACAAAGUCAACAGCAGCAAGACCAGCAGCGGGCCAAGAGGGCCCAAGCUACCGUCGAAAGCCAAGCCCAGGAUGAGGCAGAGUUGGAUGAGCUGAGACGCCAGGCCUUGUCUGGUAGACGCAAGAAGCCGAGGGUGGAUGAGGGCCCUGCCGUAGCUGCACCGAUGACGACAUCGUCUUACUGAAAGUCGAUCGCAUUGCGGCGAGAAGGGGAGACGCCGUUUGCACCAUACCAUCCUUGAUACCCCAUACAUACUUCCAAUGCCUCCGCAUUCGCCGUCUUCCUACGGAGACACUCGAGACAUCACGAGGGCAGCAAUCUCGCGCUAGUCUUUUGCUAUCGGUGAGUACUAAGACUAGCUGAGUUGGAAGAGGCAGCCACUAGUAGAUGGCGCGUUGUACGAUGAUCAACACCGCUUCAGAUGUCAUCCUUGAUCGUAAGAGGAGCGGAAGCUGCUCCCUUUGACGAGACGGUAUAGGGCAAGAUUCCCAUUCUCGCGUCUUCCUCUACUCAGGCGGGCUGCCCCCUCCCCCCUUCGUCAGCCAC